Messenger RNA from Haemonchus placei, 1578 nucleotides. The record is from the annotation of a GenBank genome assembly. NCBI's taxonomy places the organism in Eukaryota, Metazoa, Nematoda, Chromadorea, Rhabditida, Trichostrongylidae.
UUCGCUGGUAAGGACGACUUCGAAGCAGCACUCAUUGACUCAUUGGGUGAUCAGUACAGUGACUACCGUGCUGAAAUGAAGACUUACUACUACGCAGCUCAUGGUUUUAUGCCUGGAGAUCCAGAAAAGUUGAAAACUGAAGUUUUAUUCCCAGCUCGCGACAAGUUCCUCAAUUUUAUCACGAAGUUCCUCAAGAACAACGCCUCUAACGGCUAUCUAAUAGGAGAUAAAAUUUCGUGGGUGGAUGUGCUUAUCGCAGAGCACAUGGCCGAUAUGAGCAGAACUGUUCCUGGAUUUCUUGACCAGUUCCCAGAGUCAAAGCUACUUGCAGUGAAGCCAAUUUUCAGAAUGGUCCACUACAGACUGAAAUACUUUGACGGCCGUGGCCUUGCCGAAAUCAUUCGUCAGAUAUUUGCCGUUGCUGGGCAGGAUUUCGAAGAUGUGCGAUACAGUUUUGAGGAAUUCCCGAAGCACAAAGCAGAACUACCAUUUGGUCAGAUGCCAGUACUUGAAUUUGAUGGAAAACAACUCGCCCAGUCAAGCGCCAUCGCUCGCUACUUGGCUAGGCAAUUCGGUCUCGCCGGCAAGAAUGCCUUCGAAGAAGCGCUCGUAGAUUCGAUCGCUGACCAACUCAAGGAUUACUUUAGGGAGCUUCGUCCAUUCUACAGGGCUUUGCAUGGGUUCGAUAAGGGCGAUCUGGAUGCUCUGUUCAGAGAUCUUUUUAUGCCAACCCACAGGAACUUCUUUACUCUCAUGACAAAGUUUCUCGUUAACAAUAAGUCGGGAUAUCUCGUUGGCGAUUCCUUGACAUGGGCUGAUCUUUGGGUAGCCGAUAUAGCCACAUGGACUAAGAAGUAUCCAUCUCUCUACGAUGGCUUCCCAGAGAUGAAAGCACAUGCUGAGAAGAUUCGUUCGAUCCCUGCUGUGCAAAAAUGGCUGGAAGAAAACAAAUUUUUUAGAAUGGUUAAAUACAGACUAGAAUACUUUGACGGUCGUGGUCGUGCCGAGAUCAUUCGUCAGAUAUUCGCCGUCGCUGGACAGAGCUUCGAUGAUGUGCGGUACAGUUUUGAGGAAUUUGCAAAGCACAAAGCAGAUCUACCUUUUGGUCAGUUGCCAGUACUUGAGGUUGAUGGAAAACAACUCGCCCAGUCAUGUGCCAUCGCUCGCUAUUUGGCUAGACAAUUCGGUCUUGCUGGCAAGAAUGCUUUCGAUGAAGCGGUCGUGGAUUCGAUCGUUGACCAGUUUAAGGACUACUUUAGCGAAAUUCGUCCAUUCUUCAUGGUUUUGCAUGGAUUUGAAAAGGGCGAUCUGGAUGCUGCGUACAGAGAUGUUUUCUUGCCAAGCAAUAAGGCCUUCUUCACUCUUAUGACAAGGAUCCUCAUGAACACCAAGUCAGGAUUCCUAGUUGGUGACUCCUUGACUUGGGCUGAUCUCUUAGUAGCGGAAAUAGCCACAUGGGCAAAAAAGUAUCCGUCUCUCUAUGAUGGCUUCCCUGAGAUGAAGGCGCAUGCUGAGAAGAUUCGUUCAAUCCCUGCUGUGAAAAAGUGGCUUGCUAUUCGUCCAGAUACUUAUUUCUGA